Messenger RNA from Sceloporus undulatus (fence lizard), 749 nucleotides. Its product is annotated as splicing factor 3A subunit 1-like. The transcript has 4 exons. Bases 77 to 433 code for a protein of 118 amino acids. Gene Ontology annotation, molecular function: protein binding. The record is from RefSeq and is a predicted model, not a curated record. Lineage: Eukaryota; Metazoa; Chordata; Lepidosauria; Squamata; Phrynosomatidae.
CGUUUGUUCCAGCGCCGCCUGUUGUGCUGGUCAGCGCGCCGGCGCCUAUGCCGCCAGUUCACCCGCCCCCCCCCCCAUGGAAGACGGGCCAGCCUCCAAGAAACUGAAGUCUGAGGACAGCCUGAUGCCCGAGGAGGAGUUCCUGCAUAGAAACAAGGGUCCGGUCACCGUCAAGGUCCAGGUGCCCAACAUGCAGGACAAGACCGAAUGGAAGCUGAACGGUCAAGUGCUGGUCUUCACCCUCCCUCUAUCGGACCAAGUCUCGGUCAUAAAAGUCAAGAUCCACGAAGCCACAGGGUUGCCUGCCGGGAAGCAGAAGCUCCAGUAUGAGGGCAUUUUCAUCAAGGACUCCAACUCCCUGGCUUACUACAACAUGACCAGCGGGUCCAUCCUCCACUUGGCCCUCAAGGAAAGAGGAGGGAGGAAGAAGUAGGUUUAGAGAGGUCCUUUGGCGACGAAGAGGUUGAGCUUUCGACCUCUUUCAGAUCCGGAGAGAGAGCCGCCAUCUUGCGCAUGCGGCCACUAUUAAGUUUGAAGCUUCGUUAUGCGCAGAUUGCGCCGUAAUGUUCGUUACACCAAUGGCGUUCCUCCAUUCCGUAUUCAUUGCUUGUUUUUUACCGUAGCUGCGUUUGGCUUGGCUUGGACCCAGUUCAAAACAUAUAGAAAGCAGUUAAGAGAAUGAUUUAAACAUUUCAGCCUUGUUACCUGUAGUAUCUUGCAAGUAAAUUUAAGUUGUGCGUAAUAAAAAU